Molecule: messenger RNA, 1947 nt
Organism: Vanessa atalanta (red admiral)
Lineage: Eukaryota; Metazoa; Arthropoda; Insecta; Lepidoptera; Nymphalidae
Product: gastrula zinc finger protein XlCGF57.1-like
Exons: 2
Coding region: 71-1924 (617 amino acids)
Cellular component (GO): nucleus
Molecular function (GO): zinc ion binding
Source: RefSeq, a predicted model, not a curated record
UCCGUUAAAACGUCAAAAGAAACAUGUUUAUGUUGCUCUUUAAAUAUUUUUAAAUAAUACCUUUAGCGUAAUGGAUAAUACAGUAUUAAAAAAGAAUAACAUUUGCAGAACAUGUUUGAGCGAGGCGUCUAAUUGUAAAUCUUUAUUAAGCAAAAUGGAAGGGGAAGAUCGGACGCUCUGUGAAGUACUCUCUUUUGUUACAAGCGUUGAUAUUUCUAUCAGCGAAGAAUAUCCUAAACAAGUGUGUAACGAUUGCCAUAUUAUGAUAUGUAAAGCCGACGAUUUCAAAAAGAGAUGUAUACAAUCCGAAAGUAUAUUAAAAAGUGGAAUUUUUAUGUCACCAUUCGACGAACUUAUAAAGAAUGAAAUUAUAAAUAGCACGGAUUUCGAUAUAACAAAAUCUCAACUACCAAUCGAUGGUCAAAUCCUCAUCGAUAAUAUUUACAUGAAAAAAAACUCUCAAACAUUAGAAGUAGAAUUACCAAUAAUAGAUAAUUUUGAUACUUUAAGUGAUAAUUAUAAAUACGAAAAUGUUAAAGAGGAAAGAGAUGAUAUACGCAACGAUAUGGAUAUAUCAGAUGAUAUCGGAAAUAACAUACUCGAUUACACACAGACAGACAAUCCGAUCAAUACAAAUAUAUGUUUUUGUGGUUUUAUUUGUACCGAUACUGCUAAGUUCGAAAGCCAUACUAAAGAAUGUAAAACAUUUGUAAAUAAAUACGACAGGGAUGUUCAUUCAUGUCCGCUGUGCAAUGAUAAUUUUCCUAAUUUAAAACAACUGCAAGUCCAUAUUUAUAGUCACAAGGAAACAUCGAAUGGUACGAGUAAUCAUGAAUGCCCUAAAUGUAAGAACAGUUUUAUUUGCAAGUCGUUAUUGAUAGCUCAUUUAAAAACACAUAAAAACCGAAUAAGGGUGAAACACAAGAAAUCGAGAAUGGAACCUAAAGAUAAUAUCACAAUACCCCUAAAGUGUGUUAAGUGUGAAGAGAAAUUACCCAAUUUGGACGAAUUAGCAUUUCACUUGAAAAAGCACAUGCACAAUGAAACUGAACAAGAGGAACAAAACUACCAAUGUUCGAUGUGUAUGAGAAAGUUUGUGCGUAAGAUGUCUUUGAUCGCACACAUCAAACGUCAUGAAGAUAAAGCACAAAUGAAAUUUACAUGCAAGACUUGCAAGCGUGAAUUCCAACACCAAGCUCAUCUAGACAAUCAUAUUGUUUUAGUACAUUCAAAAGAAAAAGGCCUAACUUGCAACAAGUGCGGCAAAAGCUUCGUCACACAAGACUGCUUAGACCACCAUAUGGAAGGGCAUAAGGUCGAUAAGAAACAUCACUGUACAGUGUGCGGUAAAACAUUUACAAUUAUGUCGGCUUUAACUGAUCAUAUCAGGACUCAUACUGGGGAAAAGCCGUUCCUUUGUUCGAUUUGUGGACGGGGAUUCAGUCAGAAGAAUAAUUUAGUUCAGCAUAUGAGGCGCCAUGAGGGAUUGAAGCCAUUCAAGUGUGAACACUGUGAGAGAAGAUUUGUCUCGAAAGGUGAACUGCACGCUCACAAUCGCAAGCACAGCGGGGCUCACCCCUUCAUCUGUGACGAUUGCGGGAACAGUUUCACAACGUCCAGCUCCCUCACCAAACAUCGGAGAAUCCACAGCGGAGAAAGACCAUACGCAUGUGACCUCUGCUCAAUGAGGUUCGCUGUGCUCGGAACGCUGAAGAAUCACAGACGCACCCACACAGGAGAAAAGCCCUACCAGUGCUCCCACUGUGAGAAGGCGUUCAUACAGAGAACUGACCUGGUCUCCCAUAUCCGGUGCCAUACUGGGGAAAGGCCAUAUAUUUGUACAAGCUGCGGCCAAGCGUUCAGAAAAGCGUCCGCGUUAAAAGUUCACAUAAAAAUUCAUGGCAAGGAACCAAUGCUGAUAUAAAUAAAAGGUUUAUUGAAUCAUUU